This is a messenger RNA of Choloepus didactylus (southern two-toed sloth), 4981 nucleotides long. RefSeq names its product glutathione S-transferase zeta 1 (gene GSTZ1). NCBI's taxonomy places the organism in Eukaryota, Metazoa, Chordata, Mammalia, Pilosa, Megalonychidae. The record is from RefSeq and is a predicted model, not a curated record. Gene Ontology annotation, molecular function: maleylacetoacetate isomerase activity; glutathione transferase activity. The coding region runs from base 169 to 819 and encodes 216 amino acids. Gene Ontology annotation, biological process: L-phenylalanine catabolic process; glutathione metabolic process. The transcript is spliced from 10 exons. Gene Ontology annotation, cellular component: cytoplasm; mitochondrion.
GAGCUAGAAGAGAAAGUAAAAAUCAUCGUAGUCCAAUCCCUCGCUUUACGGAGAAGAAAGCCACGGUUCCGACUUGUCGGAGUUUCUCUGGGACUUAAUUGUCGACAAGUCGGCCAGUCUGAGGUGCGAAGUUUCUUGGCCUGGAAGACGGGUUGCUCGAAGUGCCAGAUGCAAGCAGGGAAGCCCAUCCUCUAUUCUUAUUACCGAAGUUCCUGCUCCUGGAGAGUUCGAAUCGCUCUGGCCUUGAAAGGGAUUGCCUAUGAGACGAAGCCCAUCAACCUCAUAAAGGAUGGGGGCCAGCAGUUCUCUGAAGAAUUCCAGGCACUGAAUCCCAUGAAGCAGGUCCCAGCCCUGAAGAUUGAUGGAAUCACCAUUUGCCAGUCGCUGGCCAUUAUCGAGUACCUGGAGGAGACUCGGCCCACCCCACGCCUUCUGCCUCAGGACCCGAAGAAGAGGGCCAGCAUGCGCAUGAUUUCCGACAUCAUCGCUGGAGGCAUCCAGCCCCUGCAGAACUUGUCUGUCCUGAAGCAAGUGGGACAGGAGAAUCAGCUGACCUGGGCCCAGACGGCCAUCAGUUCUGGCUUUAAUGCUCUGGAGAAGAUCCUGCAGAGCACGGCAGGGAAGUACUGUGUGGGAGACGAGGUUUCUGUGGCUGAUUUGUGUCUAGUCCCUCAGGUGGCAAAUGCCGAAAGGUUCAAGGUGGAUUGCAUUCCCUACCCCACCAUCAGCCGCAUCAACAAGACACUGCUGGCCUUGGAGGCCUUCCAAGUGACCCACCCUUGCCGGCAGCCAGAUACACCCCCUGAGCUGAGGGCCUAGCUCCCAAGCCCUGUUCCACUGAUUAUGGGGUCUGGCCCCUGGAACCUAUGGACGAGGAAGAGAAAUAAGCCCAAGCCUGCCUGAAAGAAUCAGACAGGAUCCAGGAAGAGACUACCAGCUGAGUUCCCAAGGCUAGGCAAGAUACCAUCGUUAAGUGUUCCAUUCCCGCACUGAGAGGGAAGUUGGCCCUCUCAACUCAGUCCCUCACUUCCAGGAGCAGCAUCCUCUGGACCAGCCCCAGGACUGGGCACUUGGCAUAAGAUCCGGUCGUGAAUGGUCCUGGGAACUGGAGGCAGGCUUCUCUGUGGGCAUUGUGAGAAGCUACUGACCAGACCAGUUCAGGAGACCGACCAGGCCACAAUUUAUCGUCAGCUUUGAGGGAACAAGUUCCCGUCCCUGGCUGUGUCCAACCAUAACCAGGAUCACCUCUUGGCAGAGAUGUCGGGAGAUUGCAGUAGUUGCUGGGGUGAAACAAGAUGACCGUUUACAUCCCAUAUCUGAGGUUCCAUUUCCCUUGCAUGGCUGAGGUGCAACAGGAAUUUAGAUACAUGUGUCUGGUUCAAAUGGAAGCCACCUUUCUCAGCCCCGAGUCCCUUUGCCCCAGCCCCAGUCCCAGGGCACCCCUUCUCAUCCUGGGCUACUUUGUGGCCUCUCCUUCUUUGUUAGAUGACCUGGGUUCCAGGCUGCAGAAUGACCAAAGUGGAUCACACUUUCCCCCCUCAGGUGGGUUUGCAGGGCAAAGCAGAGGAAAGGAGACAAGGCAUAAAAUGAUGAGAAAGACUCAGUGGUACCUCCUGCCUGGCUGCCAUCUUGACUCUUUUUCCCUCAAAUUAUUCCAAACUUAAUUGGUAAGGUAAAGUCACCUGGGCUCUGUCCAAGAAACCUUUACUUGAGACCAGGGAUGAGGAAUCCUUGCCUCCUGACUUGGACAUUUGAAACAAGGUGAUUAAAACGCCUGUGGUUUCCAGAGGAUGAAUCUAGUGGAAAGGAGGUGGCCCCCUACAGUUCCCAUGGCUGUGGGCCUCCCUGGCCCUGGCGAGAUGGUGGGGUCAGAGGAGCAGCAGGCAAGUUGCGGGAGCUGGGGUUGGCCAGAAGAAGUGCUGCUGCCACCUUCCCAGGACUACAGAGGCAGGUGGCUCUGCUUCUCACCUGUAGGCUCCUGUGUGAACCCAUUUUCAACAUGCUGGGGUUACCAGGACUCCCCCAUCCCCUUCCCAAACUCAUCUCCAGGCAACAGAGAAGCCCAAGAGACUUCUGGCAAGGGAAGGGGGGGGCAGAUAGAAUCCAUAUCUAGGAGACGAUACAGAAACACGUAUAAUGCAGUACACUCCCACUGCCUUGAACUAAUUCUGGAGAGAACUAGGUAUAAUGAGAGGAUGAACUGGGAUUUUUUCCAGGAAGAAAACAAUCUGGUGGCUGUCCUAUUCCAACUUCUCUCCAUUCAGUCACCACCAGCAGGCAAUGAGCCCUUCCAGGUGACCCCCACUGAGCCGGGGCUGGGAUGCAUAGAUGUUGGACAGGGCAUACAACUGCCAUGACCCCUGUUCUUACUGAGUUUAGGUUCCCCCAGUGGUUCCUGAAAAGGACAACUUAUUUGACUGGCUCUAACUCUACUGCUCCACACUGUUUCUGUUGUCUAUCUGCUUGUCUGUCUGUCCCAAGAUAACUUCUAAGAGUUGAAAUAUUUAAACUCAAUUAGGCCUCCCCUUAGAAGUUAUCAAAAUACCAACCUUUUAACCUGAGGCUCCAUCAGCCAUCCUAAAACUGGAGGUAAAGGCCUAAUGGAGUUUAAGGAAAUCUAAACCAGAUAAAGAGGUGAUGCAACCUCUAUUAUCAAACAUUAUGAAAAACCAUCCUUCAUCUAAUGCACAAAAUUCAUCUUUCCUAGGCAGGUUCCAUAGUUUAACAGUUUUCUGAUAUGUGUCAAGUGUGAUGUGAAUAGAAUAAUCAGAGCUGGGUUGAUUACUCUUGGCUGAGAGAAGGUAGAGCAAAUGCUGUGACUUUUCCUCUGGCCUCAGCAUGGAAGCAUCAGAGAUGCUUGGAGUCCAUGACCUUUCUCUGAGGCCCUCCUUUCUCAUAUUUCUCGAACCCAGGCAAACCUGAUCUUCCCCGAUAAAAACAGAAAUGUGUUUAAGCCAAAAAAAAAAAAAAAAAAAAAACACCUCACUCUAGGCUCCUUCAAGGUGACUCACCUGGAAAAUGUUGGGUUUUGGGGAGCAUCCCCCCACCCUAUCAAUUACCUGUGCUUCCUAGAGGAAGUUACUCAACCUUGGUGGGUCUCGGCUAAACCAGGCUUCAGAGGACAAUAACCUGUCUCCUUAUUUCAUGCUGUUUUUGUGAAGGAGAUUUCUGUAGUUUAGAGCUAGAUCCUAAGACUUGGAGCACUCUACACAGUUCAUAGCAACACAGCUGGUCUCAAGACCAAGGCUGAGAACUCUCCUGGCCCCUUCAUCUAGAACCAGUGGGAGAGACUUGAUCCGUAAGGGCUUCUGACAACUUUUCUGUUAUCUCUUGUGGGCUUCAGAGAUUAGGGCUGUGAAGUCAGGGAAACUGGGAGAAUGGAACUAGGAGGGCUGAGAAGGUAGGACCAGGGGAGCCACCAGCUCCACAUGAACUGAGGGAUGGAAAGAGGUCGGGAGGUGGGGAGAGGAGAGGAUGAGUAGAGGUUCUGGUCACACUGAAUGGUCAUGGUUCACAAGAAGCAGCAGCAUUUUUUUUCUGGUUUCUGGGCCUGCAGUAUUGAGAGAGUGAGGCUAUCUUGUGUUCCCCAGCCCUGGGCCUCAAUGGAUUCCAGUUCAUCCACAUGGUCAGCUGUCCUGUUGCUCAGGGAUGUGGAGACCUGAGGUUUUGGAGGCUUUGGCCUCUCCCUACAGAGAACCCUCCUCCAGGGACCUAGGGCUGGCUGCAUGGGAGAGGCAAAAACCCUCUUCUCUAUUCUCGGAGGAACUUAGCUUUGCCCUAGAGAGUAAGAGAAUGUAGCAUAUCUAAACCAUCUUCCUGCAUGAGAGCAGAGUUCCUUCAACCUCUGUUACGUUGGCAUCUAGCAAUGUGACUAGCCUUGCUUCAUAAAUGUGUUGGAUCGAAAGAUGCCCUGCCUGGACAACUGUGACUGACUACCUGCUCUGUCCCCUCCAUGAGAGUCCCUCAACUCCCAUUUCCCUGUAAUUCCUCUCUCAGAGGCUCUGGAGGAUCAUAAAGGAGCAAUUAUUUCCAGCAGCGCAUAGACUUUUCUGUAGAGGUUAGGCUUCAAGACUUGGCAAUAAUUAAACUUCUAUAAAGGGCUUUGAAAACUAGCUCCCCCGCAGCUCUCUCAAAUAUGCAAAAAAAAAAAAAAAAAAAUUCUUAUUUUCAGGGAUCAGAUGUAUCUCUCCCAGUCCAAAACCAUCAACUUUUUAGGAACUUUCCAGGAGGAGCUUCUCCCUCAAAAGGCUGAGUGUGUGGUAAAAGUCAAGUCCUUCAUUAUUUCCCUAUCAGUUGUCAGAGGUGGGAAAAAUCAGGGGACACUGAUCCUGAUACACUGGGAGCCAUGAAAGAGCUGGUCUUCCUGGGUGCAGUGUGAGGGUUGGAGUAGCCUGAUACUGUAAAUGAGAUACGAGGGUCUUCCAACUCCAUGGAAGUAAUAAGUUCUGAAAAAUACUUUAGAAGGACAAAAGCAAAAGGGCAGAGCAAUCAGGAAAUACUUGAAACCAAAACAAAAAAUGUAGGAUUUUGUUUCAAAGAAAUUUUACAUAUCCUUUAAGGAAAGUAAUAAACUCAUUAGACAAGCAGAUGGAUAGGCACAUUCAUAAAUACUUGAUUGAAACUUUCUUGGCUACCCAUAACAUUUUUUUUUAAAUUUCCUCCUAACUUUUAAACAUAACUUCCUUAGUUCUUUAUUCCAAGGUCACAAGCAGGCAUCAUUCCCCUUUGGGAGAAUACUCUGAAUUAAGAUGACUGCUGAGUUGAAGCCAAAACUACAUGGGUUAGCAAACGUCAAGGCUGUAUGUCAAGAGCUGCAAUUCAUGAGCUACCUUAUAUAAUCCUAACUGAGUUAUGUUAAGGUCAAUGAUAUGACAGAUGAGUACUUUAAAAAAGUUAAAAAGUAAUCUUAAAUCUUAAAUGUAGCAGUGAUACAUUAACAUUCAGCAUACCCAAACAUAAAUCAUUAAAGAUUCCCGCUACA